ACAGCUCUGGGAGGGACAGACAGCUCAGGAGGGACAGACAGCUCAGGGAGGACAGACAGCUCUGGGAGGGACAGACAGCUCUGGAAGGACAGACAGCUCAGGGAGGACAGACAGCUCUGGGAGGGACAGACAGCUCUGGAAGGACAGACAGCUCAGGAGGGACAGAUGGCUCUGGAAGGACAGACAGCUCAGGAGGGACAGCAGCUCUGGGAGGGACAGACAGCUCUGGGAGGACAGACAGCUCUGGGAGGACUGACAGCUCAGGGAGGACAGACAGCUCAGGGAGGACAGACAGCUCUGGGAGGGACAGACAGGUCUGGAAGGACAGACAGCUCAGGAGGGACAGACAGCUCAGGAGGGACAGACAGCUCUGGGAGGACUGACAGCUCAGGGAGGACAGACAGCUCUGGGAGGGACAGACAGCUCUGGGAGGGACAGACAGGUCUGGAAGGACAGACAGCUCAGGAGGGACAGACAGCUCAGGAGGGACAGACAGCUCAGGGAGGACAGACAGGUCAGGAGGGACAGACAGCUCAGGAGGGACCCCCAUCUCGCACUGUCUGCGAAACAUUCCCUGCUCCCCGACCCCUGGCGCUCGCCGGGCUGCGGGGGCAGCCUGGAUCGAUGGCGCUGGCGGAGCGAGGAGCUCUUUGUUAG
This is a messenger RNA of Passer domesticus (house sparrow), 657 nucleotides long. RefSeq names its product collagen alpha-3(V) chain-like. The record is from RefSeq and is a predicted model, not a curated record. Lineage: Eukaryota; Metazoa; Chordata; Aves; Passeriformes; Passeridae.